Rhododendron vialii is the source of this 1491-nucleotide messenger RNA. RefSeq lists its product as uncharacterized. The transcript has 5 exons. Gene Ontology annotation, molecular function: structural constituent of ribosome. NCBI's taxonomy places the organism in Eukaryota, Viridiplantae, Streptophyta, Magnoliopsida, Ericales, Ericaceae. Gene Ontology annotation, biological process: mitochondrial translation. The coding region runs from base 735 to 1256 and encodes 173 amino acids. Gene Ontology annotation, cellular component: mitochondrial large ribosomal subunit; mitochondrial ribosome. The record is from RefSeq and is a predicted model, not a curated record.
UGAAGGAUCAUUAUGCUAAAACAUGCCAACACAAACAUUCUAGUUGACUUAGUCAUUUAGUUGGAUUAUAAAUUUUAAUCUAUUAGGUUGACUAAGUCAUUUAAUUGGAUUUUGUGGAAAAGUUGUUGAAUCUUGUUGCUCUAAAGUUCAAAGGGAGAUUUCUGCUCUUGGUGAUCCAAAUUUGUGGUUUGGAGGAAGAAGAACAUUCUUUACUAUGCUUUCCCCUAAUCUUAUGUUGCAAAGAAAUAUAUCUUGGUUUAGGCUUCUUCUUCUUUUUUGUGUGUGUGUGUGUGGCAAUAUGCAUGUCUUUUGGAUUUGCAUUGUUAAUGAGUGUAACAUAUUCCAGUCUCUUGAACAACCUCAAUGCAGGUUUGAACUUAAUGGUUAGGUGUAGAAAGGAUCCAAGGUCAUAGGUUCUGUGAAAGAAGUCCCAAUGUUUGUACCCUUGUUUGAACUGGCAUAGAAUCCCAAUAGAAAAUGCAUUAUGCACAGUAAGUCAUCAGUUUAUGGCUUGACAUUGUCUUGGAGUCUGAUGCCAUUUAAUCUUUGAACUGCUUGCUAUGGUGAUGGAUGGUGAGAAAACUACCAAUCCAUUGUGCUCUUCAAAUGCAUUCAGCUUGUAUGUUUAGGAUAAAUAAAACUGGCUUGCAUUGCUAUUGGUUAAGGUGAAAGUGUGUGGAAUCGAUGGACACACGGGGGGACAUAACAGAUCUAGUUGAUUAUUUCAUGGAGUUAUGAGGGAGCAAAGUCACCAAUGGAGCAUUUGUGGUGGCCUGGUGGGCUUUGUAUAUUUGUUGAAGGGAUUUGUUUUUGGACGAAAUCUGUUCACUGCCAUGCUCCUUUCAAGAGUUUUUGCGAGGACCCUAUUUACUGCAGCCAAACCCCAAACUUCUGCUGCGGCUGCCUCUACUGCUAGGUCGGGUUAUAAUCCUCUUGAGGAGUUCUUUGAGGCAGAUAGAAGCCCAGAUGAUGACAAACCUGUUGUCUACGGACGAAGUUGGAAGGCUACUGAGCUCCUUGUUAAAUCUUGGGAUGAUCUUCACAAGCUGUGGUGUGUUCUAAUGAAGGAAAAAAACUUGCUAAUGACUCAACGUCAGAUGCUUCAUUCACAGAACCUACAGUUUUCUAAUCCAGAGCGUAUCCCCAAGGUGAGGAAGUCCAUGUGCCGAAUCAAGCAAGUGCUUACCGAAAGAGCUAUCGAGGAUCCAGAUUCUAGGAGGUCUUCUGAAAUGAAAAGGAUGAUAAAUGCUCUAUGAUCAUUUCCACUUUGCCUUUCUGUGCGCGUUAGCACUGAUGAGGGUUUGUUGGUUUACUGUAACGAUGUCUUGUACUCUCUUCUUGUCAGGGUGGAUCACGGAUGAUUCUUAUUCCCGACACUAGUCGAUCAGCUUUUCUUGGUUUUAUGAAUUGACGAUCGGCUUCUGGUGAUUUUACAGAUGCUACAUAACUAUAUGAGGGGGAUGAGUUAUAUAAGCAACUGUGAUUCGUUGA